AUGCAAACUUCAAUCUUCAUAUUUGGCCUCCUCGCCAGUUUUGUCUCCGCAAUCCCGGCUCCAAUGACCGAGACCACAUGUCAAAACGAAUUCUCCACCUGUGAAGUGAACGCUCCCUACUCCAGUCCCAAUCAAUGCUGCAUCAGCAACAUGGUCUGUGAACCAUUGGGUGGAUUCCAGUCAAACAGCACUAUGGGUACCUGUGUCAAGCAGGACGAUGUCCAGCAAAACUAA
This is a messenger RNA of Penicillium malachiteum, 234 nucleotides long. RefSeq lists its product as uncharacterized. NCBI's taxonomy places the organism in Eukaryota, Fungi, Ascomycota, Eurotiomycetes, Eurotiales, Aspergillaceae. The coding region runs from base 1 to 234 and encodes 77 amino acids. The transcript is spliced from 3 exons. The record is from RefSeq and is a predicted model, not a curated record.